GUUUUGGUCGAAGCCUGUCGUUUAGAGAUGCAGAGUCUGCAACAGAAGGCUUCUGAAUGGAGCGGAGUUCCCACAGACGACGCUUUCGCUAUAGACGACACCAAUCUCUUCCAGAAACUUAGCCUUCAAACCUUCAUCAACCUCUCCACCAAUUUCUACAAUAGGGUUUAUGAUGACGAGGAAGAAUGGUUUCGUUCAAUAUUUGCAAAUUCUGAGAAAGAAAGCGCCAUUCAAAACCAAUACGAGUUCUUCGUGCAAAGAAUGGGAGGUCCUUCUCUAUAUUCUCAGAGAAGAGGGCACCCUGCUCUAAUUGCUCGACAUCGACCAUUUCCUGUCACGCAUCAAGCUGCAGAGAGGUGGUUACAUCACAUGCAACAAGCAUUGGACAGUACUCCAGAAAUAGAUGAUGACUCAAAGAUCAAAAUGAUGAACUUUUUCAGGCACACUGCAUAUUUUUUGGUGGCUGGAGAUGAGCUAAAGAAUCAAAGCCAACCGAUACCAUGCAAGCAUGCAGCUGGAAGAUAACAUCCACCAUACUCUUAUUUUUCAAGCAUAUUGCAUAUUUUCUGGUAGCUGGAGAACAGUAAAGCAUCAGAACCAACAAAUGACCAUGCUAGUACAUUGCAUAUUUUCGCUAGAUAGGACAGUAAAAAGAAUGAAAUAUCAUUCUUCAGUUACUAUACUCUGUCCGAUGUAUAAAUAAUAUUGAAACAUUAAAUGCUCCUAUUUUUGUUUAUAUUUUCUGUGUGUCCAUCAGCAGAUAAGCAUAAAUAGAGAACUCGAUAAUGCUGACCUCUGAAUGGCCUAAUAUUAGACAUUGACACGGCUAGGUAACCCUUGCAAGACGAUCAUGGAAAUUAUAGAUGGCCACUAUUUUGUUUUCA
Messenger RNA from Gastrolobium bilobum, 884 nucleotides. RefSeq names its product two-on-two hemoglobin-3. The coding region runs from base 28 to 525 and encodes 165 amino acids. Gene Ontology annotation, molecular function: oxygen binding; oxygen carrier activity; heme binding. The transcript is spliced from 4 exons. Gene Ontology annotation, biological process: oxygen transport. The record is from RefSeq and is a predicted model, not a curated record. Lineage: Eukaryota; Viridiplantae; Streptophyta; Magnoliopsida; Fabales; Fabaceae.